This is a messenger RNA of Chrysemys picta bellii (western painted turtle), 4438 nucleotides long. The record is from RefSeq and is a predicted model, not a curated record. NCBI's taxonomy places the organism in Eukaryota, Metazoa, Chordata, Testudines, Emydidae.
GGGCCUGUGAACUCCACAACCAGCAUGUCCAGCUCUCUGCUCCUGUUUCACUCCGGGGCAUGCGUGUCUCACCUAGCUGUUUGUUUAAGUGCCUUCCAUUCUGUGUCCAAGGAGCAUGAUUUCCUUCCUUUUCAGCACAGGGCCCUGCGAAUCCCCAGGGGGGAUCUAAUAACAAUAGGCUAUUGGGGGAGACUCCAGAGCUUUAGGAAUGAAUCCAGACUGACUCCUGGGGCAGCGGGGACCAUCUGUCUGCUCUGUGUCUGUGCAGCGCCUGGCAUGGGCGGCCGCUGGUCUGCCAGGGCUGCAGAGCCCACCCGGCUCACUCAUGGCUGCGGCAGAGCCCGCUCGGGGAAGGGACUCUCAGCGAGCUGCGGAAGGAUGCUCUGUCCCCCUGCUGGACCCGGCGUCCUGGGUGGAAGGGGAGAACGUGUGGGUGCUGGAGCUGCAGCCCUACGGCGAUCCCAGUGCAGGUGACGAAGCGGUAAAGCUGGAGCCGCAGGGGCCGUUCCUGAGAAGCUCUGUGAAGGCUGUAAAGCAGGAGACGCCGAAGCCAGGCGUAGCAGGGAUGCCGGAGCCGGAGGGGCCGUUCCUGAGAAGCUCUGUGAGGGCUUUAAAGCAGGAGAUGCCCGAGCCAGGCAUAGCAGGGAUGCCAGAGCCGGAGGGGCCGUUCCUGAGAAGUGCUGUGAGGGCUUUAAAGCAGGAGAUGCCUGAGCCAGGCAUAGCAGGGAUGCCAGAGCCGGAGGGGCCGUUCCUGAGAAGUGCUGUGAGGGCUUUAAAGCAGGAGAUGCCUGAGCCAGGCAUAGCAGGGAUGCCAGAGCCGGAAGGGCCGUUCCUGAGAAGUGCUGUGAGGGCUGUAAAGCAGGAGAUGCAAGAGCCAGGCGUAGCAGGGAUGCUGGAACCGGAGGGGCCGUUCCUGAGAAGCACAGUGAGGGCUGUAAAGCGGGAGACAUUGGAGCCGGAGGGGCCGUUCCUGAGAAGCUCUGUGAGGGCUUUAAAGCAGGAGAUGCCCAAGCCAGGCAUAGCAGGGAUGCCGGAGCCGGAGGGGCCGUUUCUGAGAAGUGCUGUGAGGGCUGUAAAGCAGGAGAUGCCGGAGCCAGGCAUAGCAGGGAUGCUGGAGCCAGAGGGGCCGUUCCUGAGAAGCACUGGAGAGAACAUUCCCUGGAUCCCGGAGCAGGGCAGAGCUGGCGGGAGCCAGCACCGGGCAGAGAGGAGGAACACUCCACGGAGGAGGCAGGGUAAGAACAGCUGCUAUGACCCUCUGCCGGGGAGGCAAGGGGGCAGCCCCCUGCGGGACAUCACUGUGCCCCAGAGCGCAGCUGCAGGGGGGCCACCCCACACGUGUGCCACCUGCGGAAAGAGUUUCAGCCGCCGCUCCAAGCUGAGCUCCCACCAGAGGAACCACACUGGAGAUAAACCCCACAGCUGUGGGGACUGUGGGAAGGGCUUCCUGUGGCGCUCGGACCUGCUCCGGCACCAGCUCAUGCACACGGGGGAGCGUCCCCACCACUGCUCCCAGUGUGGCCGUGGCUUCAGCCGGGCCUCGCGGCUUCUGCAGCAUCAGAGAGUCCACAUGGAAGCCAGCCACGGAACAGAGGGCAGCCCAGUGCCAAGUGUGCUGCAGGGAGUACACGGGGAGCCUGGCCAUGGAGUAGGGCGGACCCCGGGGCUGAGAGAGGGCCAGAGAGUCCACGUGGAGCCUGGUCAUGGAGUGGGACGGAGCCCAGGGCUGAAUGUGGGGCUGGGAGUCCACUUGGAGCCCUGCCAUGGGGUGGGGCAGAGCCCGGGGCUGAAUGAGGGCCAGGGAGUCUACGUGGAGCCCGGCCACGGUGUGGGGCAGAGCCCGGGGCUGAAUGAGGGGCUGGGAGUCCAUGCAGAGCCCGACCAUGGAGUGGAGCGGAGCCCAGGGAUGAAUGAGAGCCAGGGAGUCCACUCAGAGCCCGACCACGGAGUGGGGUGGAGCCCGAGGCUGAGUGAGGGGCAAGGAGUCCACGUGGAGCCCGGCCAUGGAGUGGGGCGGAGCCUGGAGCUGAGUGAGGGGCAGGGAGUCCACGCGGAGCCUGGCCACGGAGUGGGGCAGAGCCUGGGGCUGAGUGAGGGGCAGGGAGUCCACGUGGAGCCUGGCAAUGGAACAGAGAGGACCUGGGCUCUGAGUACGCUGCAGAGAAGCCAUACAGAGCCUGCCCAUGGAGGGGAGGGCAAUGUGGCACAGAGCCCAACUUUGUUUGCACUGCAGGGAGUCCAUGGAGAGCCCUGUCAUGGAGCGGGGUGGAGCCCGGUGCUCACUACACUGCAGGGCAUCCACGCAGAGCCUGGCCACAGAGUGGGGCGGAGCCUGGGGCUGCAUGAGGGGCUGGGAGUCCAUGCAGAGCCAGCCCACGGAGUGGGGCGGAGCCCGGGGCUGAGUGAGGGGCAGGGAGUCCACGUGGAGCCUGGCCAUGGAGUGGGGCACAGCCCGGGGCUGAGUGAGGGGCAGAGAGUCCAUGCGGAGCCCAGCAAUGGAGCAGAGAGGACCUGGGCUCUGACUACGCUGCAAGGAGUCCAUGCAGAGCCCUGCCACGGGGCGGGGUGGAGCCCAGUGCUGACUACACUGCAGAGAAGCCACACGGAGCCUGCCCAUGGAGGGGAGGGCAAUGUGGCACAGAGCCCAACCUUGUUUGCACUUCAGGGAGUCCACGGAGAACCCUGCCAUGGAGCGGGGUGGAGCCCGGUGCUCACUACACUGCAGGGCAUCCACGCAGAGCCGGGCCACGGAGUGGGCUGGAGCCCGGUACUCACUACACUGCAGGGCGUCCACGGAGAGCCAGGCCAUGGAGCAAGGUGGAGCCCAGUGCUAACUACACUGCAGGGUGUCCAUGUGGAACCCUGCCACGGAGCAGGGUGGAGCCCGGUGCUCACUACGCUGCAGGGUGUUCAUGCAGAGCCAGGCCACGGACCGGGGUGGACCCCAAUGCUCACUACACUGCAGGGUGUCCACGCAGAGCCAGGCCACGGAGCAGGGUGGAGCCCCAUGCUCACUACGCUGCAGGGAGUCCACGGGGAGCCCUGCCAUGGACAAGAAUGGAGCCCAGCCCUGAAUGCAUUGCAGGGCAUCCAUGGGGAGCCCAGCCACAGCCCAGAAGGGAACCCGGCACUGAUUGCCUUGCAGAGGGUGCACGCGGAGCCCUGGCACGGCGCAGAGGGUAAUGUGGCACAAUGCCCAACUGUGUUUGCGCUGCAGAGAAUUCAUGCAGAGCCCUGCUACGGCACUGAGGGACCCGCGGCCCAGAGCCUGGAACUGAUUGUGCUGCAGAGAGUCCACGGGGAGCCCUGCCAUGGAGCAGAGGGGAGCUCAGCCCUGAUUACCCUGCAGGGAGUCCACGGGGAGCCCUGCCACGGUACUGAGCAGAGCCCGGCACUGCAUGCAGUGCAGACAGUCCACGGGGAGCCCUGCCACAGCACCGAGCAGAGCCCGGCACUGAGUGCAGUGCAGACAGUCCACGGGGAGCCCUGCCACGGCACCGAGCAGAGUCUGGCACUGCAUGCAGUGCAGACAGUCCAUGGGGAGCCCUGCCACGGCACCGAGCAGAGCCUGGCACUGCAUGCAGUGCAGACAGUCCAUGGGGAGCCCUGCCACGGCACCGAGCAGAGCCUGGCACCGAGUGCAGUGCAGACAGUCCAUGGGGAGCCCUGCCAUGGCACCGAGCAGUGCCCGGCACUGAGUGCAGUGCAGACAGUCCACAGGGAGCCCUGCCACGGAGCAGAGAGUCCCAUGGCCCAGAGCCUGGCGCUGGCUGCGCUGCAGAGUCUCCAGGCUGGAGAGGCUCAAUGUGUCAUCACUGAGCAAGGGGGAGGCCUGGCUGAGACCCCCCCAUCUCCCGUGGCCUUGGUGCAGGAGAAUCUCUUCCAAUGUCCCGAGUGCCAAAAGUGCUUCAGCCGCAGCUCGUACCUGGUGAAGCACCGCCGGAUCCACGGGGCGGGGAAGCCCCACCAGUGCCCCCAGUGUGGCAAGUGCUUCAGCCAGCGCUCGUACCUCUGCAAGCACCGCCGCAUCCAUGCCGUGGCAGCCGGCAAACCCCACGAGUGUGCGCUGUGCGGCAAGCGCUUCAGCCUUCGGUCCUACCUCUGCAAACACCGCCGCAUCCACACAAGAUAGAGCCGGUCCCCGGGCCCUGCACAGGCUGUGCACAGCACUGGAGCCAAGGGGACGCCGCCCCGUACCCACAGAGCCAUGGUACAAACAGCCCACGGAGCGUGCCAGCAGAGCCCACGGCACACGAGCGCUACCGGCGGAGCUGGCAGGCUCCUCUCUCCGGCACGCGGUGGGAAAGGGAGCGCUGGGUGAGGCUGGGGCCUUGUGGGAGUGGCUGGUGGGAACAGAGGGGGGAACUUUCUGUGCCAUAUUCUGUAGUGUUUUCUGUCAAUAAACAGUUUCGAAGAGGGGGAAAUGCUCCCUUGUAAA